Carica papaya (papaya) is the source of this 1109-nucleotide messenger RNA. Lineage: Eukaryota; Viridiplantae; Streptophyta; Magnoliopsida; Brassicales; Caricaceae. The record is from RefSeq and is a predicted model, not a curated record.
AUGGAUGUUCAUGAUUUAAAUAAAAUGAGAGAAUAUGGUAGUAAUAGAGCAAUUCAAUUGCUCGCAAGUCUGUGUAGCUUUUCAAGGAGAUGCAUAUUUCGUGUACUUUCUACGGGUCCUAUCCCCAACCAUCUUGCCUUUAUCAUGGAUGGAAAUAGGAGGUAUGCAAAAAACCGAAGCCUAAAAGAAGGGGCUGGACAUACGGCUGGGUUUUUGGCACUCAUGAGCAUUCUUAAUUAUUGCUAUGAGUUGGGGGUAAAGUACAUAACUGUUUAUGCCUUUAGCAUUGAUAAUUUUAAAAGGCGGCCCGAGGAGGUUCAUUCCCUGGUAGAUAUGAUUUUGGAGAAGAUUCAAGAAUUGCUCAAAGAAGACAGUAUUGUUAAGAAGUAUGGUGUCAGGGUGUAUUUUAUAGGUAACUUGAAACUUCUGAAUGAUCCUGUCAGAGCCACUGCAGAAAAGUUGAUGAGGACCACUUCCAACAACACUAGGACUGUGCUUCUAGUCUGCUUGGCCUAUACUUCAUCCAAUGAGAUUGUAAAUGCUAUUCAGGAAUCUUGCAGAGAUAAACAGGACAAAAUCCAAGCAUUGAGCCCCAAAAAAUAUUGCAAUGGUGUGACCAUGCCUGGCAUUCAAGUGUCCUACCAUGAUUUGCCGGUUGCAUCUCAAGCACUAGAUGGAAGUAGAGAUAGUGAUUCUUUGACUGAAGGAGGUAAACUGAUUGAGAAGAAUGAUGGUGAGAUUUUGCAAACUUUAAAAGAAAGAUAUGAAGAUGAAAGUGGUGAAGUUCAGGAACCAAAUGCUAUAGAUGAUGCCAAUGGUAAGACUAGAGGGUUUGAAGAUGUUAAGAAGCAGGAACAUCCUCUGAUAAAUAUGGUAGACAUUGAGAAGCACAUGUACAUGGCAGUGGCACCUAAUCCCGAUGUGCUUCUCCGAAGUUCUGGAGAGACCCGCUUGAGCAAUUUCCUAUUAUGGCAGUCUAGCAACUGCCCACUGUAUGCUCCUUCUGCAUUGUGGCCUGAGAUUGGUCUAUGGCAUCUGAUACGGAUGGUAUUAAUCUUCCAACGUAACUAUUCUUAUUUGGAGAAGAAGAAGAAGCAAAUUUGAUAUCU